Callorhinchus milii (elephant shark) is the source of this 884-nucleotide messenger RNA. RefSeq names its product mitochondrial ribosomal protein L48 (gene mrpl48). NCBI's taxonomy places the organism in Eukaryota, Metazoa, Chordata, Chondrichthyes, Chimaeriformes, Callorhinchidae. Gene Ontology annotation, cellular component: mitochondrial ribosome. The transcript has 8 exons. The record is from RefSeq and is a predicted model, not a curated record. The coding region runs from base 67 to 693 and encodes 208 amino acids.
GACCGUUUCCGGCGGCGGCGGCGGCGGAGGGAGAGAGGGACGGACGGCGGCCCCGUGUCCGCGGCCAUGAACCGCGUCCUAUGUUUAAGAAAUGAGACUCUCUUGAAGCAAGCAGCUGCUGCAAUCCUCAGGCUGACUGCUUCCAGACAACUCCCUCCGUACUCAGCAGGUAAUGUCCAGGCCGACAAGAGGCAUUACAAGUCAAUGCCCACCCAUGGGAUUGGGAGGUAUAAAUACCUCCUCCCAAAGGAAGUGGUACGGAAGAAGAAGGAUAAGCUCCAAAUGAAGGAGGUGAAAUUGGGCACUGACACCGUGUACGGUUCCCUGAAUAUCAGCGUAAAUGGCUUCAACUUGACCCUUGUCGAGCACUACAAUCAGUACAUCCACAAGCUCUGCAAUCAACUUGGGAUCAAAGUAGAAGAGAGCUAUGCAAUACCGACCAAAUCCACAGAGAUUUCACUGUUGCAGGAACAGGGCACAAAGACAUAUCUGGAAGCUAUUAUUACCACUCAUGAGAGGAUUAUACAGGUUAGUGGUUUGAGUUCAACUCUGGCCCCAAUUCUCGUGGAAGUCCUCAACAUGAAUCAGCCUGAAGGGAUACAGCUGUCAAUCAAGGAGCCCACUGUAGCUGAUUUCAAUGCACGGUUUAAGGCUCGGCCAGAAUUGGAAGGACUGAUGGCACAGAUGAGUUGAGAAGAAAUCCGAGGGAGAAGAGUACUGUGGCUUCAAUGUCACCAGCCACGUUACGAGGUCACCUUCGGUUGCCCUCCGAGAGUCAUUACCAAAUGAAUAUUGUCAGUAUCGCUUUGUUUCACAGAUCUCUUGCGAAGCAGCUAAAUUAUUGUACCUGUUGCAUAAUGCAUUUUAAUAAAAUUUGAAAUAUU